This is a messenger RNA of Rhipicephalus microplus (southern cattle tick), 731 nucleotides long. RefSeq names its product serine protease inhibitor swm-1. NCBI's taxonomy places the organism in Eukaryota, Metazoa, Arthropoda, Arachnida, Ixodida, Ixodidae. The record is from RefSeq and is a predicted model, not a curated record.
UAGAGGUUCGCGCUAUCUUAUGAGGGCAGUGUGAAAUUUAUGCGAUUCUUGACCUUCCUGGGCCAAUAUUUUGUGUGAUAAUUCAUGUGGUCAAUGCGUUGCGAACAGUGUGCCCUACUGCUGCUAAUGGCUUUUGCCGCCACGGGGGCGCAGUAUGUCGAGCAUCGUUUGAAAUGCGACGCCAACGAGGUGCUAGUUCGGAACUACCUGCCUCGCCUGGACCGCUUCUGCAAGCCGUGGCUCACGUUGGGCACUGAGCUGUUCAUGUACCGCUGGUGCCUGUGCAAGCAAGGCUACGUGCGUAAUGCCUGGGGAGACUGCAUCUCUCACCGCGAAUGCGUCAGCUGCGCCAACGAGCGUCACGCGGAUUUCAACCCCUGCUCUACGACGUGUCCGUUGGUGUGCGGCAAACCCGAACAUCAGAGCUGUACGAAGGAGUGCGAAGUGGGCUGCGCCUGUGCACCAGGUUAUAUACUCGACCCCUGGGGCAAAAUGCCAUGCAUUCCUGCAGCCACGUGCCCACCAGAGUGUCCUCGUUACUCCAGCUUCCAGCUGUGCUCCUCUAACUGUGAGCCCAAGUGUAACGGACCAUUACAAAACAUAUGUGCAAUGACCUGCGACAACGGCUCCUGCGUAUGCUGGCCCGGCUUCUACACAGUGUUCUCCAAUGGCAAGAAACAGUGCGUCCCUCCAAACCAGUGCCCCAGGAGGCAAUAAACGUUGUGUGGACA